AUGGCCAAGAAUGAUGCUGUGAUUCAGAGUCAAGCGGCAUCCUUGAGGAAUCUAGAAACUCAAUUGGGGCAGCUUGCUAAUGAGCUAAGGAGUAGACCACAAUGCAUCUUGCCUAGUGAUACAGAAAAUCAAAGGAAAGAUGGCACGGAGCAUUGCAAGGCGGUUACCUUGAGGAGUGGUAAAAAUCUGGAAUUGACUAAGGAUAAUUGUACUAGAAACAGCGAGCCCACUUCAAUCCAAAGUAGUGUGGACAAAGGAGACAAAGUUGUGAAAUCAAAAAUUUUAAAUGCUGAUCCUGAAGCAAUUGCUGCAACAAUUCCUCCGCAAAAUGCUAUAGGAAAGCCUAUAAGCAAGCCACCUCAACCAUUUCCUCAGCGCUUUCAAAAGCAACAACAAGAUGGUCAAUUCCGGAGAUUUUUAGAUAGGAGACUUGGUGAAUUUGAAAAGGUGGCAUUAACUGAAGGGUGUAGUGCUAUAUUGAAGAGUAAAAUUCCUCCUAAAUUGAAGGAUCUGGGCAGCUUCACAAUUCAUUGUUCUAUUGGUGGUAGAGAUGUUGGUAGAGCACUUUGUGACUUGGGGGCUAGCAUCAACUUGAUGCCCAUGUCAAUUUUCAAGAUGUUGGGGAUUGGAGAAGCAAGACCAACCAUAGUCACUUUGCAAUUAGCGGAUCAUUCUAUGGCACACCCGGAAGGAAAAAUUGAAGAUGUACUUGCAAGUUGA
Molecule: messenger RNA, 720 nt
Organism: Humulus lupulus (European hop)
Lineage: Eukaryota; Viridiplantae; Streptophyta; Magnoliopsida; Rosales; Cannabaceae
Exons: 2
Coding region: 1-720 (239 amino acids)
Source: RefSeq, a predicted model, not a curated record